AUGGGGCCCCCGGCAGAGCUGCUGCGGGGCCGUGCUGGCCCAGAGGCCUGGCGCAAGGCGGCCAAGGCCACGGUGCAGGCAGCGCAGGAUCUGCACAAGGGCUGCGCUCGGGAGGCCUUGUCCCUGUGGCGCCCACCAGGCCAGCCCAAGGAGCUGCCCCAUGAGCACCGGGCACGUCUCCAGAGCUGGCACUUCAAGCUGGAUGUGACAGAGACUGGUGAGACCUUGGAGAAGCCGCCCGAGGGACCAGGCGUGACAUUGUGGAAGAGCAAGACCAAACCACCCCCGUGGGUUAGCCAGCUGCCCCUGCCCUGCUUCCGGGACUUCUGCACCAGCACCAGCAACCGCCUGGCCCACCGUUACUGCAGCACUGUGAGGCUGAUGGUGAGCCGGCUGCGCCAGGCUCUCAGUGAGGUCAGCCAGCAGGCCAAGCACCUGGUGGUGGAGCGCAAGCAUCUCGACACUGUGCUAGCCAAGGUCCGCACUGCACUGCUCACCAACCGGCAGAGCGCGACUGUGCGUGGGUACCGCCCGCAGACCGAGCAGGCCCCAGACCAGGUAGAUGCCCUGCUGCAGUGGGAGCGCAAGGAGCUGCAGAAGCUGAAGGUCAGGCUGGAGGGGGAUAUGGCCAUGUCAGAGAAACACCUCCAGGCACUGGACAAGUGCCAGCGCUCCCUGGGGGAGCUCUGUGAGGAACGGGGCUGCGUGCUGGAGCUGAUGGGGCAGCCACUGCACAGGGUGCUACUGGAGUCUGGGCGUGACUCGUGGCUCAGCCUGACCCGGCCCUCGUCCCCCAAUGUGGAUAGGAACCCCACGCCGGAGCCCAACCCCAUAGGGCCCUACACACCAGAGUGUGCUGCAGCUAUCGAGGAGGCACGGCGCCUCACAGUGCAAUCCAAGAAGGUGCUGACAGUGCUGAAAGAGGACACGGUCCAGGCCACAGCCACUCUCCGAGAAGCCCAGGCAGCCAUUGACGGCAGCCUGCAGCGUAAGAUGAAUGAGACUAUGGCCCUCAAGGAGCGUCUCUAUAUGGUGAUGGGGGGCAUGCGCAGCACCUUGAAUCGCUGUCAGCGCUUCCACGAUGAGAUGAGCAUCACCCAUGGCAUGACCAUGGGCCCUGAGUCCAGCAAGUACCAAGAGACGCGAGAGAAGCUGACUCGGCCCAUAGUGCGAGUGUAUCAGCGACACGUGGGCACCCAGCUGCCAGAGGCCAACAUCCUCACACAGGGCAGCACACUGCUGGAGUCCUCCAUGCAGAACGCGGCCAGGAAUGUGGAGCGCAUGCAGCACACCAAGGAGCACCUGCGCUCCUCCAUCCAUGACAAGCAGAUGGGCUUCGAUGUGGAUGCCAGCAUCCAGCGCCUCCGCCGGCGCCGCAUGCACCCACGCAGCACCAUGGACGAGGCCAGCCAGCUGACCUGCUCCUAGGGGCACCCUACCCCAAGAACUACAAUAUUAUACAAAUAAA
Messenger RNA from Alligator sinensis (Chinese alligator), 1468 nucleotides. It is a transcript of the gene TEKTL1, whose product is annotated as coiled-coil domain containing 105. The coding region runs from base 1 to 1428 and encodes 475 amino acids. The transcript is spliced from 7 exons. The record is from RefSeq and is a predicted model, not a curated record. Lineage: Eukaryota; Metazoa; Chordata; Crocodylia; Alligatoridae.